Molecule: messenger RNA, 10449 nt
Organism: Pocillopora meandrina
Lineage: Eukaryota; Metazoa; Cnidaria; Anthozoa; Scleractinia; Pocilloporidae
Source: the annotation of a GenBank genome assembly
AACAAAAUUAUAGAAUGUUUAGCUUUCGAGGAGAGAAAAAGGAACGUAAACAGGUACCUUCAAGUAAAAUAGUAUCAAAAUCAAUUGAUUUCUUCGUCAGCUGUUCCAGGGCUACUAUAAAUAUUUGUAAUGUUAAUUUGUUGCCCUCGGGAAUGUCAAUUUUAGAUAUUUUGUUAGGAUAGUAAUCGAAAAAAGUCAUGAAAUAACUACGUUUAGAUAGAUAUAUUCAUGAAAUGCAUCUUUUCCUCUCCUUUCAAGAAAAAAAAUAAAACUUUGAUCUCAGUCAUUUCAUAAAAUUGUCAACCAGUUAUUGUGUUUAUUCUGAUAACAUGAAACUAAUUAAUGUAGUGAAAUGUUGCGUACUGUGUUUGUUUUAAUAAGCCUUUGUUUUGUUACAAUUAAGGUAGAGGAUGUGCCAGAGAUUGAAGAUGACCAGCCAAGAAAUCCCUACACAGAGCUGAGACUUCUGUCCUCACAUACAGACAUUGUUCAUUUGUUGACUGUUAUUGAUGAUAGAAGGUAAAAUCACUUUUAGCAUAAUAUUUACUCUUACAUACCAGCUCUGUAAGUAUAAUAGCGUUGUCAUGGCACCAGUGUGCCUCAUUUCUCAUUUCGUGGAGUUGUAAAUAUUUCCUUUUUUAGAACUACAUCUACGUCAUAAUAGUUUUUGCUAGCUACCACAUGACCUUCAAUUAAAUUUUGUAAACACAAGUGAAAAUCCCUGAGGUCUCAAUGAAAUUUGUUGGGAACCACCAGAUAUUGCUUUAAUAUACAGAACUAGCCCAGAGCAUUUGCCUACACAUCUUGCUACAAAGGAUCUCUGUAAGAUUUACUCAAUAAAUCUGAGCCUUAUGGAACUUGUGAGUCAUUCAGUCUUAACCCUUUGAUCCCCAAGAGUGACCAGCAUCUAAUUUCUCCCAACAGUAUCAUCCCUGAAUCAUACAGUAAGGUCAUGAGAACAAAGGAAAUGAUCACCAACAAAGGAGGCUCUUGAUUUUCAAACAAGUUCUCCUUGUCAGUACCUUAAGAAAUGUAUAGAGAGCAGUAUGGAGAAUAUACAUACUGAUGUUAGGGUGUAAAGGGUUAAGUUGCAUGGAUCUCUCCACCUCCAGAGCUGAUGCCACUACAGGCAUACAUGAUGCAAUAGAAGUCUAUAAGCAUAUAUUUGUGAGAAUGCAUAUUAUAUAUGACUUGUGACUAGCAGUAACUGAUGAGAAGUUUCAAACAUGCAGUCUUGCUAAAAUGUUUGGAAACUUAUGUCACCUAGCAUGAAAGUAACCCUUUUGUAGGGUAAGUUUAUCUAGAUGGAAAUUUUACCCGUGAUUAAUCUCUUUUAAAUUACUUUCAUUUUGAAUGGAGAAAGGGCAGAUAUCAAUUGUGGAAAAAGAUUUGUUUUGUCUCUGAAUUCCCAGAAGCUCAGUUUUUUUAAGAGGCAAACACCUUAUGAGGCUAGUACAGUUUACUUUCUUAAUAUGCAUUGUUUGCUUAGAGCAUUUUCUCUCUUUUUGACAAAUCUAAUGGGGGACCAACUGUGAAGAACAAGUUUUUUGGACAAAAGUUAGAAGCAACUCUCAAAGUAGAAGAGAUUGUAAAGGGCUCUGCACCACUACAUUGAAGGAAAAUUUUAAUAUUAAUUUGGAAAAUGCUACUUUGCGUCAAUGUAAUAUUCUGAAGCAAAAUGGUAUAUUUUUGCUUCCAGGUUUGCAUCAGCUUCUGAUGAUAACCUUGCAGUCAUUUGGGAUGCUAAGGUCCUUAUCAGAAUGAGUAUAAUGUUUUAUUUUAUGAAUUCUAAGACUUUUUUGUCAUGACUUAGUAGCCUUCAUAUUUAGAUGUUUGCAUUCUUAGCUUAAAACUGAUGUAAUUUUUAUGCAUAGAAUGGAAAGCGCCUCAGUGUUUUGAGAGGUCACACACGACCCAUUAAGUGUAUGCUCCUCUUGCAUCAGCGACAAGAAUACCAGAAUGAAGAAACAGCCACCAUUCUUUUGCUCACAGGCUCAUCAGACAGAACCAUAUUAGUAUCCUUUCACCAUCAUAGUUAUAUGCAUUCAUGGGUUAUUAUUAAGCAAAUUGACACUCAAGUUUAAUCCAUUAACUCCCAUGAGUGACUGUGCAAGACAUAAUUUACCCUCACAAUAUCAAUGCAAUAUCAAGCAGACAAGUGAGGAGAAUAAAGAAAAAUAUCAAUAUAUAUAGGGGAUUAUAAGUUGAUCCAAUACUAAAUUCUCCAAAUAAACUAACAUCAUGAGAGAUGUAUGGCACACAGCUUUGGAAAUGCCCCCAUAAAAAGAAAUCUCCAGUACAGAAAAAAACUAGUUUAUCAUUGUUCAUUACUUACACAUCGCAACCCACAUACAAUCCCUCAGACUCACAAACUCACUCUUCUCCAUGUGCUCACCCUCCACAAGAAUCACCUGUCAAUCAUACUCAGUAUCAGUUCCCAUCAGACAGCAAGAAGAAUUGCUAAAUAAAUGAGAUCUUGGAAGUCAAAGGAUUAAAACAGCUGCAUUCAAAUGUCACAAAUGUAUCCUUGUGUGAAUCAUUGCUAGGGCCCAACAUCUCACUCCUUCAAGGAGAGUCAAUGAGGGCCUAAGUUUGCAAGAGUUCUAAAAAAUGUGAAUUUGAAUGACGCAAGGGAGGAAAAUGAAUUAUGAUUUAACAUCAGGUGUGAGGUGUCAAGUUUAAAGUUAUCAGGAUUCAGCCAAAGUGUGUUAUCCAUCCAGUGGUAUUGAUUCAAUUUCUUAUUAGUUUGCCAAUUGUACCUUCAUGAUAAUUUUCCUUAACUCUCAUUUUUUUCAAUUAUUCAUGUUUGAAAGGUUUGGGAUGUAAAUGAUGGUCUGUGCCUUCACACAAUCUCCGAUCAUUGUGGCUCUGUGAAGGUUGCAUGCUCCUGCUAAUGUCUUUGUACUGAAAAUGAUACUUAAAACAUGUAUUUGCUGAAAAAUAUUUACACACUAUUUACUGAACUAGCUUUUAAACCAACAAUGACAUGAAGCAACAAGGAACAUUAGCAUUACUCCUCCAGGGAGGGGAUGCUCAGUAGUCUUUUGGGGCUACCCUUUGGUUACCCAUAAUGUUUGCAUGUUGGCCAUUAGGCCUCUCAGCACCCUUCUCCCUCUUAGCAUGUGACUAUUUUGGUGCUGUAAGACACAUGUUUCUCUGCUAGCUGGAAGAUUUGAAAUAAGAGGGAAGAGUUUUACCAGGUGCCUCGCACUGAUUAUAUCAGUGCUGGGCCCCUUGUAGACCUCUUGCCAGUCUGCAUUGCUCCAGUACUCAUACUUUCCUAUGGAUGAAGAAUACUUGUGGCUAAGUGCUAUUAAUCAGGGCUUGUACCUAGGCUACGUCCUCUAUAUUUUUCUUGGCACUGCAAGACAUGUUUCUCUGCUGGCUGGAAGAUUUGAAACAAGAGGGAAGAGUGUUACUAGGUACUUCGCACUGAUUAUAUCAGUGCUAGGCCCCUGGUAGAUCUCUUGCCAGCUUGCAUUGCUCUAGUAUUCAUACUUUCCUAUGGAUGAAGAAUACUUGUGGCAAAGUGCUAUUAAUCAGGGCCUGUUCCUAAGCUACAUCCUCUAUAUUUUCUUGGUGCUGCAAGACACAUGUUUCUCUGCUGGCUGGAAGAUUUUAAACAAGAGGGAAGAGUUUUACCAGGUACUUCGCACUGAUUAUAUCAGUGCUGGGCCCCUGGUAGAUCUCUUGCCAGCUUGCAUUGCUCUAGUAUUCAUACUUUCCUAUGGAUGAAGAAUACUUGUGGCAAAGUGCUAUUAAUCAGGGCCUGUUCCUAGGCCACAUCCUCUAUGUUUUUCUUCCCACAUAUCAUUUUUUUUGUUUUCAAUUUUUCAUGUAAAGGUUUAUAGUACACUGGCUGGUAGUAUCUGUACUACAUUUUUCAUGGAUUAAGUAAAACAUAAAUGGAAGAGUGAAAUUAAUAGGCUUAAGAUAAUCAGUUUAGUUUGAACUUAGACUAUAUUUUGACCAUGUAUCCAUAUUCUCAUGGUUUUGUACAUGAAGAAAAUGGCUGAAUGGCAUUGCUCAAAGACAACAACGUUUGAUAUUUUCUCAGUGUUUAGUGAACAUAAAAGAGGACAGGAUAUUUUUCUCUGGUGGUCAGGACUUGUGUGUUUGGAGUGAAAAGGGAGAGUUGCUGGAUAAAAUGCAGAGGAACAGUGAAGACUGUGAGUAGUGUAUUGGGUUUUUAAUUGUUCUUUGCAUCAGAAAUUGACAUAAAAUAAAAUAACAGUAAAUCAUUGAUAAGUUUCCAGUGAUAUUUGACAAUAUAUCCUUCUCCCCCGUUUGAAAAUAUUUUAUUUCAGUCAUUCUAUUGUGAAUUAUUUAAACAUGCUGAUUGAAUUGAUUUAUUUUUACCUCUAGGUGAUAUCCACACAUUGCUUCCUAUAAAGAAUAACCGAAUAGUGGCUGCUUCAAAUAAAUUUUCACUUGGUAAAGUUGUUCUGACUUAGAAACUCUUUCAUAUUCUUAUCUUGCCAACCUACUGUAGUGCUCCUGAUUAAGUUUAAAAGACACUACUUCUUCAUGACUGUUACAAAACAAACUCACAACACAAACUAAUUCUGAAUCGCUUAGCAAAGGCUGUAGUUAUACGGUCAUGUGAAGUUUACAUAUUUCUUGUGUGUCCUACCUACUAAUUUUCUCUUGCUUUCGCUUGACCUCACAAGCUACUUUAUAAUUAUAUCACACUCUUACAUGCUCUCAUGCAUUAACACUCCAUGUACUCCACCUGGUAUCAUCUUCCAGCCUUCCUGCUGUACCCCCUCUGUUUGUGCGUUUACUGGUUGCUCCAUCUGUUCAUUCAUCAGUCCAUCAGUUAGUCAAAGUCAAUCUGCCUUUCAGUCUUUCAUCUGUUCACUUCUUAAUUUCUUCAUUCAUUCAAUUAUUCAUUCAGUAUUUUUUCAUCUGUUUUUUAGUUCAUUGGUUUAUUUAUUUACUUACUCACUCACUCAUUCCUUUAGGUAUUUGUUUGUUUUUCCCUGAAUAUUCCAUUGUCAUGAAAUGCCUUAACCCUUUAAAACUCAUGAGUGACCAGUACAGAAUUUCUCCUUACAAUAUCAAUACAAAAUCAACCAGAAAGUGAUGAGAAUAAAGAAAAAUAUCAAUUUGGACAUAAUUAGUUGAUCCAAUACUGAAUUCUCUGAACUAACAUUAUAAGAAUUGCAUGAUUGACAUAAAAGAAUCACAAAUUUGAUCUGGGAGUUGAAGGGACAAUAAGAUAGUACAUGAUUAUAAAUGAUUUGACUGGUAUUUUAUUUGAUACCAACAGUGGUAUAUUCAGUGACAAGGAGCACAGAUGAUUCCCAAAAUAUAAAAAUAGUUGAAGUCACGAAACUCUCACCUCACAGGGAAUCAAUUAGAUGCCUUAUCAGUGUAGCAGGUUUGUUUUAGAAUUGAAGGCAAGUAGCUGAAAAAAAAUACUGUGUUGAAAUAAAUAGACUUGUUUGUUAGUAGCCAAUUUGGAACAGAGGUUUGAGACUGAUGAAAAAAAAUCUGACCAGCUUUUACUGGUAUUAGUUACUACUUAAAAAAUUAAGGUGAAUGAUUCUAAUUCAUAGAAUUUUGAACUCAAAGAGUCUACAUUCUGAGCAAAUUGGGACCAGACUUUUGCUUAGUGCCUCUUUGUGAAGAAUAAUCCCCAAAAUUAACUAUUUAAAAUUGUUACAAUGGUAAAGAAAUUUUGAAAAAGAUUGAGUUUCAAAUGGUAUUUUGAAAUGUCUUCUAAGUAAUAUUUUAAGAAUUUUACUAGGAGUGCACAAUUUAAUUUAGUUUUGAAUCCAUCUGUGUGGUAACAACUAUGUUUUUGAAAUCCAGAAAAUUCUGGUACAGAUUUCACAAUUUUUCAUAUUUGAGCAUAGGGAUGAAUUUAGAUCUAAAAUUGUGAUACUUGUGUCUUAAACCCAAAACUAACUCCUGAUGAUAGAUAGAUUAGUUUGCAUUGUUCAAAAAGAUGAGGUUUUGAACAGUAAAUGUUAGUGAUUAAUUUAUUGCAUAUAGAUCUACAGGUACAUGUAAGUAUAGUUAUUGAAAAAAGUGUCAACUUCACUUUUUUUCUUUGAUCAAAAGACAGCAUGUUUGCAUCAGCAUCACUGGAUGGAGCCAUCAUUCUGUGGAGCUCUCUUAGUCUUUCUUAUACACGACGGUUUAACUAUGUGAAGGACUAUGAAGGACCAUUUCACACCUACCCCGCAAGUACUCAGCAUAUCUUCACUGUUGAUCAGGUAGAACACUGAUAAGCCUUAGUAACGAGAACAGGAAGCACUGAAAAUCAAUUUAGUAUAUUCUCUCGGUCUAAUUAAUAAACUGUUUUGGGUGUGUGUGUGUGUGUGUUUUUUUUCCAAAUCUUCAUUUACAAUUACAUCAGUGAAAAGUGCAUCAUACACUUAAUUAUUAUACAGUCUAAUUUUGGAAAGAGAUAUCAAACAGCUCAACCAGUCUUGCCAUGCAGCAAAUAAUACAAUUUGUCUAUUUGUAGUGAAAGGAAAAGGAAAGGGGCAGCCUGAGUCUAGAUCACAAUUCAUCCUCAUGUAGUUUCUAGAUGUUCUCCACUUUUUUUUUUUUUUUUUUAUAAAGCUGAGUUGGUAUUAGUAUCCAUUGUCCAUGUACCUAACAUGUCUUGUUUAUUUAUUUAUAUAUUUAAUAAUUAUUCAUUUUAUGCUGUUUGUAGAAAUACAUAUUGGCUUCCAUUGGGCAUGGAUUUUUCUUGUAUGACACCAUGUCAGGUAUGAUGCUAUAUUUCAAGUUAGGUUGUGUGCAAUUGAUAAUUAUGAAAAAAUUUAUGGUUUCCAUCUCAACUGAUGACACCAAUAUAGACUUUUUUUUAGAUGACUUGGUUGGCUUUUAAUGAACGUACAUCUCUGUACUAAUGUAGGGAACUGCCUUGCCAAAGUCACGAAUGCACAUCAUGGGAAAAUAAUUCACUCUGUGCUGUUGUGUAAAGGGUAAGGUCUUUGAAAGUGGUAAAUGGUAAUGUGGAUCAUGUGGUCAAUGUGUACUUCUGAGGUAUGCUUUGCAACCCCAGCUAGUUAAAAAGUGCUUAAAUUUGUAUAGUCAUGGUAUAUGCAAAAAAUAGACUAAAAAACUCUGCAUUUCAUACAAAAACUCUAUCAGGAAUAAUUUAGAACUUCAAACAAAAUCAAGCAAUUGGCCUAAACUAAAAAAAUUUUGCAAUUGACUGUUGUAAUACCAAACCCAAAUUAACUACAACAGUCAAUCAGAAGAAAGGGAAAUACCUUUAGGAGCCAGUAAGAAAUUAAAGGAAAAACAACCAAACUGCAAAUCAGGCUCAGGUGCAACCAAGUUCUGAGUGGUUUUAGUUUUUGUCCGAUUGUUUGAGUGAGUGGUGCAAGUUUUCUGGACCAAUUAUGGAGUGAAGUAAAGCAAAAACAAUGAAAUUUAGGAUUAGUUUGAACAUUCAGAUGAAAAUUGUGCUCUGAGGAAGGAAUUUGAUCAAGACAAGUCUGGUUGUAGUUUUAUGUCAAAUUUGUAAAGAGGGUGGCAAAGCAUAGAAAAGUAAAACGUAGUAUAAGCCAUCUCAGAUUGAUUUCAACACUCACUUGAAAAUUUCUCUUAUAAUUAACUUAUCUUUUUGUUCAUAGUUAUCUUUUGGCAACCUGUUCUGAGGAUGGCUCUGUAAGAAUUUGGGGAUCACCAAAUCCUCUUUUUGUCUGUAAGUCUUUAUUUCUCUUUUUCUUUUUACACAGAUUGCUUUAGGAGGGCCUCUGCCUUAGAUAGCAUCUUUGCAAUUUUUUAAUCCCCCUCCUUGACUGUCUCUGAAUUGUACCUCAUUCCUUCCAGUUCCUGUUAGUUUUGGUCCACUUUGACCAGCUGAGGCUCUCUGAAUAAAUUUAUUUUCUAAGAUAUAUGAAAUUACAUCAGAAAUCUUCAGAGAGAGAGAGAGAGGCUGGCUUCCCACUGCUGUGAGUUGGGUUUGAUUCCUGUUCCAGGGGUCACACAUGGUCUGAGUUUGGUGAUGUUUCUCAUCCUUGCUCUAAGAGUUUCUCUCCAGCAGGGUUCUCCGGAUUUUCUCCCCUGUGACCCAUAUAGCUGAAGCUUAUUUUGAUUUCCAUGGCAUAAAGUGACCAGGACCUUUACUUUUCCCCCAUUCAAUAUAUUCCCCCUUUCAAUCUCAGGGUUAUCCCCUAGUAUUUCAUCAGGCUUCCCUUACAAUUUAUUGCUGAUACCCAUUUAUAUUCCUGAGUCCAGGUGGCUAACCAUUACGCCUGCGCGUUCCCCACACGCAAAAUAUCUUCUAAUUCUAAUUUGAGUGGUGUAAUAUUCACUAUGCAAUUAUAUGAAAAAAUAUUUCACUAUAAAAAUUGAAAAUUGUUUUUGAAUUUCGGCUCGGUUUGGAAUAACCGCAAGGAAAAUCCCAACUCGUUUAUAGAUAUUUCCUCAAUUUUCUUUUUUGUUAAUGUAGUCUAUUGUCUUUUUUAUAGGUGAUGGUUCUACGUCGCCAUCCUUCACUUUGCAAGUGGAGAGAUUUCUUGGUAAAAGGUAAACCAAUACUUACAGGUGUAAGUUAAAUGUGUUUCUCUUAUUUGUUCAUCCUAACGUCAUAUUUGAGUAUUUUUUUCAUCCCUUUUCCAGCAUUUCAGAAGUGCAAAAUAUCAAGUCACCAAUCACUCCAGCGCUUCUUGGAGAGUGUCUGGCUCAUACGGGCGCCAUACAUGUAAGUUAAAUAAAGAACGACUUUGACUUAUUAGUUGACAGAAAGAUUUUCACUUUGUUGAAUAAAUUGAACAUACAAAUUCCAAAGGCAGUUGGUUGGUUGCGUCUGAUUGGUUGAGAGGAUGGUGCGAGAGAUCUGGACCGAUAGCAGAGCAAAGUGAGGCAGAACCAAAGUAAUCUGGGAUUACUUUCGACCCUUAACCCUUCAACUCCUAGAAGUGAUUAGCAUGUAACUUCUCCCUAAAAUAUCCACACACUAUCUAACAAACAGGUAAUGAGAAUACUUAAACUUAUCACAUACAAGUUGUUUUUAUUGAUUGAACACCAAAUUCUCUCAACUAAUUUAGAAGGAAAUAUGUAGUAGCAAUAAGGGAGAAUUAACAAUCAGAUCUUGGGAAUGAAAGGGUUAAUUGAGAAUUACUCUAAGAUCAACGUAACAUACUCUGAUGUUGUUAGAAGUUACUUGAUUUUAAUGUUAUGGGUUUGGAGAGGUUUAACUUUUUAUCUAAAUGCUGAUUAAUCUGCGACCGAAAUUCCGGUCCUCACCGAUGUCCACGCCUUGAAACUUUGAAUCAGUGCAAAAUAAGAUUUGAAAUCAAAUGCCUUUCUUUUAUAAUGACUGUUAUUCUCCAAAUAGAUGGCUGUUAAUCUUGGUGAGGAAGGCUUUGCUUCCUGUGGAAGUGAUGGCCUUGUUGUCUUGUGGAAGGUAAGUGGUAUUUUUCUCGAUAACGAAGUUUCUAAGCUCCACUCCCUCGCCAAGUAUGGUCUGUAAGUAGCCGCCUUAAUUCAGUUCCAUUUGGGGCGAAAAAACGUAGUCUAAGGUCUCACUAGUAAUGCAUUGCGCACCCUUACUGCGUAUACACAUACAUAAACAUGAUUGCCUUUUUUCCUUUAUGGCCGUAGCUAGUUAGUGAGGUAAGUCGUCAUUUUCUAAAAAAAAAAGAUACUGAGGAGAGCCAACAGACUUUUUUCUUCUACUUGAGCUUCAAUUGCUUCGCUUUCAUUUGAAUUUAAAGGACGACUGAUACCCUUUGUAUAAUUCGAAAUGAUCGUCAAAUUCACAAGUAUGCAACUGCAUAUAGUGUUCGAUAUUGCAGUGAAAAUCUAAGUUCCAUUGAGGUGAACAACCAUUAGGUAAAGUUCGACAAAAACUUUGGUAGGGGUUCUGCAAUUUUUUAAGGAUUCAGUCACGAUAACCGCGUUCUCAACAUGUGGUAGACCUAUUUCAGUCAACGCUAGAUCUCUUUUGCUUUCAGGACGGUGAACUGGAGAAGAAGAGAAGGAAUGAAAUGGUUCGAAAUAUCUUGCUAUCGAUGGAUGAUACGAGAUGAUGUAGGGAUAUUGUUAGCCGCUGAUCAGGACUGUUAAUUAACUCAACACACUCACGACCCUGGGGACUUUCGCUCCAUCUGAUAGUUGUAUCAACAUCAGGCUUACAGGACACGAACAGCAAUCGUAGAGAGAAUGCACUGCUCUUGGCCCCCUUUAACCUCGACCAGUCAAUAGAAAAACCCCUGUGUAAACAUUCCAAAUCAAGCGCUAGACGGACAUUCUUCCAAGAUUUAAAAAAGAAUGUAUAGAGAAGUAAAUACUCUCCUCUCAAAAAUGGUUGUGACGAAGCUUUGAUUAGAGCGAUGCUCUACUGUGUUUAGCUAACCUCUGUCCGAGUGAAAGCGGUAAAUCGGUGAUUAGAAUAGUUUUGUUUAUCAAACGGACAUAAAAAAGGAAUGAAAAUACUAAUUCCAGGAAGAGGCUUCAAAAUUUACAGUGGAAACA